Molecule: messenger RNA, 1103 nt
Organism: Ipomoea triloba (trilobed morning glory)
Lineage: Eukaryota; Viridiplantae; Streptophyta; Magnoliopsida; Solanales; Convolvulaceae
Product: probable RNA-binding protein 18
Exons: 5
Coding region: 390-863 (157 amino acids)
Molecular function (GO): RNA binding
Source: RefSeq, a predicted model, not a curated record
AUUCAAUAAUUGCUUGAUUUUUAAUUAUUAUUUUUGCUUUCCCAGAAGCUGUUGAACUUUAGGGUUUCGUUUGUUUAUAGCUUUUCUAAAUCUUUUGUUUCGUAUAACGUUUGAUACUUCGAUACGUUGUAGUAUAUUUGCAACUCGAGAAAUUCAGCCGGAUGUUGAUUACUUGAAGCAAGGACUUAGGAUAAAUUUUUGUGCCACGAGACUAAGUGAUGAGAUAAAGACUUGGGAAUAGGGAACUUUGUGGAUUGGCAUAUAAAAGCAAGGGAAUUUUUUGCAGCUGGAGAGAAACAUUCAUUGCUUGGCCUGGGUUUGGAAGAGGGUAGAAGUUACUUUGAUUCAUCAAUUGAAGCUUCAGAAAUUUUCAAACUGUUUUGCAGUCCAUGGAUUCUAAUAACCCUUCUGAUGAGAAGUCUGAAAGCAGACUAUAUAUUGGCAACCUUGAUCUAAGGAUUUCAGAGGCGGCCUUGAUUAAGAUGUUUUCACCAUUUGGAAAGAUAAUAUCUGAAGACUUUUUGUGGCAUACUCGUGGACCCAAGCGUGGGGAACCACGCGGUUAUGCAUUUGUUCAGUUUAGUACCAAAGAGGAAGCUCAACAAGCCAAGGAAAAGAUGCAUGGGAAAUUGGUUUGCGGGCGACCAUUGAUCGUUCGUCUUGCCAGCGAGAAGUACUUGAUGGAAGGGGGAGAAAAUUCUUGCAAAGCAGUAGGCGGCGAGACAACCAAACCAUACCUCUCUGGAGGUUCCUUAACGCGUAUGAGCCGUGGCGCUAAAAUAGCUGCAAUUAAGAAUAAACUGAAGUCCAUGGAAGAAGAGAGCCACAUUUCAAAAAGACAGAAACCAGCAGACAGUAGCUGAAGAAGAUGGUGCAUAAGAUUUGUUGCUCCUACAAACAUAAUGCAGAUUUUAGGCUCUUUGUAUUUUAAAGUACACCAAUUCUCCAUGGUCCUUGCUGUGUAUUAUGCCGAAUGUUGCUACAGUUGUGAUUACUAUUACUUCCUCUGUCCCAUUUUACCUGUCUUAUUUUCCUUUUUAGUUUGUCCCAAAAUGUUGUCAUCUUUCUAAAAUUGAUCAUCAACAUCAUUAUAUUUUUCCCAA